AUGGAUGAGAAGCUGCAGGCGCAUCAGGUAGACAUCGAUCCGGAUUUCGAGCCCCAGAGCCGGCCUCGAGCUGGCACCUGGCCCCUGCCUCACCCGGACUUCCCGGGCGAAGAGGACGAUGGAGCCGCGGCGGCUGCUGCCGGGGCCGGCGCUGGAGGAGGGAUCUGCGGCGGCGGCGUGGGCUCCAAGCACCCCCUGGCCGGGGGCACGGAAGGCGCCGAGAACGCCGGAGUGGCGGCGGAGCGAGGCAAAGGCGCCCCGGCGCUGCCUUCCUUGGGCGCCGACGUUGGACAGCUCCGCAAGGCCAAGACCUCCCGGCGCAACGCUUGGGGGAACCUGUCGUACGCGGAUCUCAUCACCAAGGCGAUCGAGAGCUCCCCGGAGAAGCGCCUCACCCUCUCGCAGAUCUACGACUGGAUGGUCAGAUACGUCCCCUAUUUUAAGGAUAAAGGAGACAGCAACAGCUCCGCCGGUUGGAAGAACUCCAUCCGCCACAACCUGUCCCUGCACACCCGCUUCAUCCGCGUGCAGAACGAGGGCACCGGGAAGAGUUCCUGGUGGAUGCUGAACCCAGAAGGGGGCAAAACGGGAAAGACGCCACGCCGACGAGCUGUCUCCAUGGACAACAACAGCAAGUUCUUGCGGAUCAAGGGCAAAGCCAGCAAGAAGAAGCAGCUGCAAACUGCUCAGGAGCGCGGGGAGGACAGUCCGGUAAGCCAGCAGGCCAAGUGGUCCGAGAGCCCGACCUCCCAUGCCAGCGAGGAGUAUGAUGCUUGGGCCGACUUCCGGACUCGGGCCAACUCGUCGGCCAGCACCCUCAGCGGGCGCCUCUCCCCAAUCAUGGCCAACCAUGAGCCUGAUGAGUUGGAAGAGGAUGACGGGACUCCAUCCUCACCCCUGAUGUACCCAAGCCCGUCCAGCACCAUGUCCCCCUCCCUGAACACCCGCUGCUCUGUGGAGAUGCCCAGGCUGACGGACCUCACGGGCACCAUCAACCUGAACGAGAGCCUGGGCGAGAGCCUUCUUGAUGACCUGCAGGACAGCUACAACAUGAGUCCUGCUCAGCCGCUCCCUGCCGGGGGCCUCCGACAGAGGAACUCCAGCUUCAGCUUCAACUCCAAGUGCUCGGUGGUGGGCAAUGGAGUAGGGGGAGGAGGAGGAGGAGGAGGAGGAGGGAAUACCUACUGUGGGACCAUCUACAGCCAGCCUGCCAUGAGCCUCAUGCGCCGUCUGCCCAUGCAGACCAUCCAGGAGAACAAGCAGGCCACCUUUGCCCCCAUGAACUCCUAUCGCAACACCUCCUUACAGGACCUGCUCUCCUCCAUCUCCUAUGCGCAUAAGGAGGGCGAGCAGCACAUGCCGCCAGCUGGCAGCAUGGUGCCACCCCGUGGCCACAGACAGAACACCCUUGUGUGCGGGGGUGGGGGUGGAGGGGGAGAGAUCGGCCUGGUCCCCUACCCUCCCCACCCCUCCGCCCUGAUGAAGAGCAACGCGUUGUAUCACCCAUCACCAGCCAGCCACCACCCUCCUAUCAACAACAGUGCCUUACCCUCUCCUAUCAGCCUUAUGAGCCUGCCCAGUGACUCUUGUGGCAUGGUGGGCAUGCCUCACCACAUCCAUUCCUAUGUCAACAACCAAGGGGCACACAUGAGCUUGCUAGAUUCCUUGCAGGGACCCUACCCAGAAGCCAUGCACACUCCCGUUAUGGGCCCAGACAGAUUCCCAGCAGACUUAGACUUGGACAUGUUCAAUGGUAGUUUGGAGUGUGACGUGGAGUCCAUCAUUCUCAAUGACUUCAUGGACAGUGACGAGAUGGACUUCAACUUCGACUCAGCUCUUCCGCCACAAAACGGUCUCAACAUGGCCACUUUGCCCAGUGCCCCGCAGCCCACCAAUCAGAGCUGGGUGCCUGGGUGAGAGGACUAACCCCAAUAGCUCCAACCCACCAGUCAAGUGGGGGGACAGGGGGAACGGGGGAUUGGAACAAACUUUCUCCGUCUCUCUUUCCUUCCCCCCCCCAACUUUUUCUUCUUUGCCUUCAUUUGUUCAGCCAGGCUAGAGCCAUCUGUUUAAACUUGACAACGACACUAAAAACACACAGACACACAAUGUAGGGUAAAAUGUUUUGACAGGUACCAGCGGCUUCCCGCUCGUGCCAGGUGUAUUGUGCAGUAAGUCGGAUCUGUCUUUGAUGUGUGCAAUAGGCACAACUUAGCCAUGGCAUUGCGGAGCUGCUGACCCUCUCCCACCUUCUCUCCUCUCUCUGCCUCCCUCCCCUCCCCUCCCUCCCUCCCUGGGCACCUGCACUACUGCACAGAAAGAGGGAACGGGUGGUUUGCGGCCCAAAGAAUGUCUCCGGUCUUAUUGUCAAUCCUCCCUCCUUGGCUUCCUUCCUUAGAUGGCCUCCUUGGCAGGGCAGUUCUAAAUUUCCAUUGACUCCUUGGUACCUAGACGCUUGUUCGAUUCCCCCAGCCUGGCCUGACUGUGGUGUUCCUGAUGGAGAGGCCAAUAGACUAGGCUCCCUGACUCUUCUACAGCAGCCUUGUAAGCCUCACUGAGCAUUAGGGAGGCCAAUAGACUAGGCUCCCUGACUCUUCUACAGCAGCCUUGUAAGCCUCACUGAGCAUUAGGGAGGCCAGUAGGCUAGGCUCCCUGACUCUUCUACAGCAGCCUCGCAAGCCUCGCUAGGCCCCACAGAGGCCAAUACACUA
Molecule: messenger RNA, 2711 nt
Organism: Gekko japonicus
Lineage: Eukaryota; Metazoa; Chordata; Lepidosauria; Squamata; Gekkonidae
Gene: FOXO6
Product: forkhead box O6
Exons: 2
Coding region: 1-1917 (638 amino acids)
Biological process (GO): regulation of transcription by RNA polymerase II
Cellular component (GO): nucleus
Molecular function (GO): RNA polymerase II cis-regulatory region sequence-specific DNA binding; DNA-binding transcription factor activity, RNA polymerase II-specific
Source: RefSeq, a predicted model, not a curated record